This is a messenger RNA of Tetrapisispora phaffii CBS 4417, 1860 nucleotides long. It is a transcript of the gene MDM38, whose product is annotated as ribosome-binding protein MDM38. The record is from RefSeq and is a predicted model, not a curated record. Bases 1 to 1860 code for a protein of 619 amino acids. Gene Ontology annotation, biological process: intracellular monoatomic cation homeostasis. Gene Ontology annotation, molecular function: ribosome binding. Gene Ontology annotation, cellular component: mitochondrial inner membrane. The transcript has a single exon. Lineage: Eukaryota; Fungi; Ascomycota; Saccharomycetes; Saccharomycetales; Saccharomycetaceae.
AUGCUUUUGUGUUGUUCACUCACGACUACUUUUCAUCUUUGUCGCACCCUAGACCACCAUUGGCUAAUUGCUCUCUCCUCGACCAUUACUACAAUGUUCUCCAGAGGCCUAGCCACACUGUCCAAGAAUAGGAUCGGAAUUAAAUCAACAGCUGCAGUUCAACUAUGUUUGGAUAACUGCAUUCCCUACAGCACUCACAACGCCCUUCUUUACAACACGCUCGCCUCUACUGCCGUCCGCAACAGGUACUUGGGUGUCAGAUUAUACUCGACUCCUCCAUCCACAGAGCAGAAGAAAGAAAAGCCUCCUUUGAUGCAAAGAAUUAAACAUGAGGUCAAACACUACGUAAACGGUACUAAACUGUUAGGCUAUGAGAUCAAAGUCUCAACGAAACUGCUAAUAAAGUUCAGUCAAGGUUACGAAUUGACGAGAAGAGAGCAAAAUCAAUUGAAGAGAACCAUCAGUGACGUAUUCAGAUUGAUCCCAUUUUCUGCUUUCGUCAUCAUUCCAUUCGCUGAAUUGUUGUUACCGAUUGCUCUUAAGAUAUUCCCAAAUUUGUUACCUUCGACUUACGAGAGUGUCACUGAUAAGGAUCAAAAAAGGGUGAAAUUGUUAGAAACUAGAAGAAAAACAUCUAAAUUUUUACAUGAAACUUUAGAAGAAUCAAACUUAUUGAACUACAACUCAAUCGAAAAUGUUGAAAAAAGAAAAAUCUUUAUAAGCUUCUUCAAAAAAUUGUAUAACUCUAAAAAUGAUUCCUCUAUCAAAUUUGAACAUGAAGAAAUCAUGACUAUCGCAAAUAUGUUUAAAAAUGACACAGUGUUAGAUAAUUUAUCAAGACCUCAGUUGAUGGCCAUAUGUAAGUUCAUGUCUAUUACUCCAUUCGGGAACGAUAAUUUAUUACGUUAUCAAAUUCGUUACAAAUUGAAAUCAAUUAUGCAUGAUGAUAUCAUUAUUGAUUACGAAGGUGUCAAGUCGUUGUCUCCUGAGGAAUUACAUCAGGCAUGUGUCUCCAGAGGUAUUAAAGCCUUCGGUACUUCCCAAGAGGAAUUAACAAAUACUUUAAGUGUUUGGUUACACUUAAGGUUAAAAGAAAAAGUCCCUUCAGUUUUGAUGAUGUUAUCAUCUACUUAUGUAUAUGGUGGUAAAUCUGUAGAAGAUAUUUCUUCAAAAAUUAUUAAAAAGUCACCAUCUUCUACUAAAUCAGCUCCUGUUUCCGAUACAACAAAGAGUGCAGCCACGUACAAUGAGUUAUUAGAAUUAUACUAUGAAGGUAUUUUACAAGUUUUAUCUUCCAUCCCUGACCCUGUCUACAAUGUUGCUAAGUUAGAUGUUACAGAGUCUAAAUCUGAGGCUGCUGAACAAAAGGCUGCCGAAAAAUCCCAAAAGAAUGUUCAACCAUCUCCAACCGAGACUGCAGCUCCUCAAACUGCGAAAACAUCCACUCCUUCUAAGCCUUCGCCUGCUGCAGCAGAGACCACCGCCACUCCAUCUGGUGCUAAGGACACUGUCUCGACCAAAUCUGGUAAGAAACCAGAGGGCGUCGAAACCGUUCCUGAAUUAAAGACCGAAGCGAAAUUAGUUACUCCUAAAUUAGCUAACAAAGAUGUUAAGGUUGUUGCAUCGGCUCCAACUGGAUCUAAAACAGAAGAAGAUCCUGAGUCAGCUGAUUCUAGCGCAUUCAAACUACGUGUCUUGAAGGAACAAGAUGAAUUGAUCAAAAAGGAAGAAGACGAACUGAGGGCAAGAAAGGUGAGAGAACAAAUAGCUGAUGACAUUAAUUUAGAUGAUGUCGAAAAGGAAGCCGUUCCGCCAAAGACAGAACAGCCAAAGAAUAAUAAAAAAAAUGAGUGCAGAUAA